AUGGAGGAGCUGUGCCAGCUAUUGGCGGAGUUCUCUCAGCUCCGCAACGAGCAGGAGAUCCUGUGUCAGGGCGGCGUGCCCUUUAUGGAGACCUACAGCCGACUGCGGUGCAACGAGCCCUUCCGGCUCUUCCCACCGCCGCAGCCAGUGCUUUUGGAGGAGCCCGGCUCAUUGAGCUCGACCUCCUCAGAGCGCCCCUGGCGUCGCAGUUCACGCGAUCGAGACGAUCGACACGAGCGGCGCGGGUCCAACCUGGAGGCACCUUGA
This is a messenger RNA of Effrenium voratum, 267 nucleotides long. The record is from the annotation of a GenBank genome assembly. Lineage: Eukaryota; Dinophyceae; Suessiales; Symbiodiniaceae.